Molecule: messenger RNA, 633 nt
Organism: Chanos chanos (milkfish)
Lineage: Eukaryota; Metazoa; Chordata; Actinopteri; Gonorynchiformes; Chanidae
Gene: ndufs8b
Product: NADH:ubiquinone oxidoreductase core subunit S8b
Exons: 6
Coding region: 1-633 (210 amino acids)
Biological process (GO): mitochondrial respiratory chain complex I assembly; mitochondrial electron transport, NADH to ubiquinone
Cellular component (GO): respiratory chain complex I; membrane
Molecular function (GO): NADH dehydrogenase activity; 4 iron, 4 sulfur cluster binding
Source: RefSeq, a predicted model, not a curated record
AUGUCUACUGCUUUGCGUCUGCUCUACUCUUCCUCCCGGCCAGGCACCUUUGCAGCCAGCCCCGGCCUUGUUCGCCCUUUCAGUCUGACUGUUUAUAGAGGGAGUUACAAAUAUGUGAAUGCUCAGGACUUACCCACUGACAUGAGGUCCAUCACAGACCGUGCUGCACAGACGCUCCUGUGGACUGAACUCUUCAGAGGGCUUGGGAUGACUAUGAGUUAUCUGUUCCGGGAACCAGCUACCAUAAACUACCCGUUUGAGAAAGGUCCUCUGUCGCCCCGUUUCCGUGGUGAACAUGCACUGCGCAGGUAUCCCAACGGAGAGGAGCGCUGCAUUGCAUGCAAACUGUGUGAGGCUAUCUGCCCAGCUCAGGCCAUCACCAUUGAGGCAGAGACCCGUGCAGAUGGCAGCAGGAGAACAACACGAUAUGACAUCGACAUGACAAAAUGCAUCUACUGUGGUUUCUGUCAGGAGGCUUGCCCUGUGGACGCUAUUGUAGAGGGCCCAAACUUUGAGUUCUCGACGGAGACUCACGAGGAGCUGCUGUAUAACAAGGAGAAGCUUUUAAACAAUGGGGAUCGCUGGGAGGCAGAAAUUGCUGCCAACAAUCAGGCUGAUUACCUGUACAGAUAA